CUUUUAUCUGAUAAUAGUUAAGCGAGAGUCUGGCUGGUUGUUGGCCGUUCGCUAAGAGGAAGGAAUAGAACCGACAACUAGUUGACAAGAAGACGUCCUCUAGUUUCCUUUACACGCGGGCGUACGUUGUCUGUAUCCUUGCUCAGGGGAAACCCCGCGGCUCUCUGAAAGUGGCCUCCUUAUUUAUCUUCAAUCUUGAUGGUAAUCCAUCUUUCCUCAAUAUUUACUACAGUUUCUCUCUGUCCGCCUCAGACAUCAAUUUCAACGACCUACUCCGGCCUGCCGCCUAAUAGUGUAGUAGAAAAUAACCUAUGAUAUGGAGAAAGCCGGUCCGUUAUCGCCAGCCCCCUCAAACAAUAAUAAUCCCCCUUCCUCUACAACCGCCGACGACGUCCUCCAAAAUCAAUUCCAACAGCUUAUCCAGCAUAAUGCGACAGCGUCGUCUGUCGAGGUGCACGGCCAGAUAAAUUCAAAACCACCCUCACGAUAUUCAAGCCCGGCCCCGGCUCCGGUACCGCAGCAGCAGCAGCAGCAGCAGCAGCAGCAGCAGAUGGCCAUGCCCAUAUACGACCACGUCAUUACGUACAGUAGCGGAUAUCAGCAACAGAAUUAUCAGAUGGAGCCAAGCCCGUAUCCUCAAUUGCCCGAUACAAGCUCAUCGUUGACCCCUCAUAAUGCUUAUAGUACUCCUGCGACCUCACCACCAACCCCUUUACAAACAGACAGUAUUAGAACAAGAAGCGGCCGAGCUAUAAACCGGACGCGCGAAGGGACACCGAUGACGAAUUCUCGAGGUCUCAAGAGGCAAUCCCCCAUGUCCGGGGGAGAGAGCAUAGGCGCAGGCGCCAAGAAGAAGAAGAAGACCAAGGGGCAGUCAGAUGAGCCGCCAGUAGUACUAGACGCGCCUCUAAGUGUACUAGUAAAAGAUAUUACGAGAGUGCAGGACACUAAUAUUGAGGAAUACGUAAACCGAGGCGCGGAGGUGCGGCAAAGGGAGGUAAGGGAGUCGAAAGAUGGCAAGGUGAAGCGUCCGAUGAACGCCUUUAUGCUUUAUCGGAAAUCUUACCAAAAUCGAGCCAAGGAAUGGAGAAAGCACGAUAACCACCAGGUCAUCUCACGGAUCUGCGGUGUAAGCUGGGCUAUGGAGCCACCGACUCUGAAAGAGCAAUUCGACACCUAUUCCAAGAUUGAACGGUCGAAUCACGGCAUUGCUUUCCCUGAUUAUAAGUUCGCGCCAGCUAAGGCUAAGAACAGGAAGACCAGCAGUAGAAGCACUACAGUCAACGAGUCGGAAGACGAUGGGUCUGACCUGGAUGGUUACCACUGGGAUACCGCCCCGCCGUCGAGAAGUUCCUCAAGACCGAUAUACGAUCCAGAUGGUGAAUACCGACCAUCAGGGAUGAGAACAGGGUAUCAGACGUACCAGUCACCAGUCAUGCAUCAACAGCGACUGCCACAUCCAUCACACCCGUCCUCGUUUCAUCACUCGAACCCAGGCAAGCCUCGGCCAGCCGAGUACGGGGUUGGGCUUGGACCGAGCCAGUACUAUCAGCAGACGAGCGACUACAUGCGCCCAACUUACCCACAUCACAUGUCGCCGUACGGCAACCAAAUGCAGGGACACAUUACCCCCUUUGUCGAGAACGUCUACAUGAACAAGGCGAACUCGCCCGCGGGGUCAUAUCAUAGCUCCCCUAUUGACCACUACGGCAAUAUGAUGGGAUCCGCGUACCCGCCACCACCUCAUCCGCACCAGCGUGUCAACGAGCACCCUAUAGACCCGUCACUCAUGAGCCAACCAGGUAGCGAGCACUUCGACGCGCUCGGUAUCCUCGGACUAGGAGGCCAAGGUGAGGGGCUCCAAUCUCACUACACGCUAGAUCAGGGAAACCUAGGCGGACACAUAAGCGAACACAUAAGCGACGAGCAGCACCACCACCAGCAGUUUGAACAGGCUUUCCAUCAUCCUAGUCACACCGUAGUCGAGGAACGGCCAUCGUGGCACGACGACGUGCCGAAGCUGGCGGAGGGCGAGUGGGAGACGCUGGCCGCGGGUACUGACUUCGACAUCGACGGUAUUCUGGGGACGACGGAAAGCCCUGGGGGUUAAUAUCCCUGGACAGACGUGAAGAUCAAAGACGGAGAUGAUAGAUAAAGUGAGAAAUAAGUAAAACGAAAUAAAAAGGAUCGGGAACGGGAACGGGAACGGG
This is a messenger RNA of Daldinia loculata, 2210 nucleotides long. RefSeq lists its product as uncharacterized. Bases 317 to 2110 code for a protein of 597 amino acids. The transcript is spliced from 2 exons. Gene Ontology annotation, cellular component: nucleus. Gene Ontology annotation, molecular function: RNA polymerase II cis-regulatory region sequence-specific DNA binding; DNA-binding transcription factor activity, RNA polymerase II-specific. Gene Ontology annotation, biological process: regulation of transcription by RNA polymerase II. The record is from RefSeq and is a predicted model, not a curated record. Lineage: Eukaryota; Fungi; Ascomycota; Sordariomycetes; Xylariales; Hypoxylaceae.